AUGUACACGCUGUACCCCCGCUUUGAUGCUCAACCCUCCGAUCCAGCGCUUUUGGGGGAGGCUGCAGGAAAUGAGUUACUGAAGGAAGUGACAGAUCUGACGUCGAAGGGACACCGCAUGGACGUUGGUGAAUAUAUUCCCUUUAGGCGUUCACUGCGGUUCAACACACCUCAAAGCCGCCGCCCGGCCCGGCGCAGACGAGGCCUGCAGGACACGGCACCCGAGUACGAAUCUGAGGGAAGCAGUGGCUUCUGUAGUGAUGUAUUGGCUACUUUUGCCAGCCAGUUGCGCUGCCUCUUCCCCUGCUGUGGUCCCAGGAGGGUGGAGGAUGAGAAGCUUUGGUUUGGUUUCGCCAUGACACGAGGAGUAAGAAAUAUAUACUUGCGUGUGGUGCGGCAGCACCCAAUCGUUUCCAUGAUUGUCUGGUCCGUCCUCUUCUUGUGCGAGACAACGAUGGUGGCCAUUUAUUUGUGGCAAGUGUCAGGUGUUGCAGAGGGCGCCACGUGGAAUUCUUUCACUGAGGAGGAAUUAGGCUUGUGCUUCUGCAUAAGCAGUGCCCUGUCCAUUUUACUACUAUCCCAACUGAUCUUUGCGUACUCCUUUACGCCUUUUACCAUCGUUGUGGUGCUCGUUACAACUAUCUAUCAGAUUGUCCUCCUUUUUAUGGCCUUGGUUUUCGGCCUGACUUGGGCGAGUCGGAUGUACGUUCCGAUGUUUCUGCGGUGUUGGCCCAUGCGGCAGUAUUUUCUCUUUCUGCUGGACUCCGUGGCCAUGUUGUCAUCCAGUAGUGAUAGGCUCGAUGUUGUUCGUUUGGCAGCACCAUCGCUUUCGUUGUUCUUAACCAUGGUAUUCACAACUGCGUGCAUCUUUCAAAUUCAGCAAAUUUUUUCCGGCACGAUGAUUGGCACAAUAGAUUCGCUGUACUUUGUCAUGGCGACCGUAUCAACGACUGGGUUCGGUGACGUUCUUCCGCAGGGCAACAUUGGCCGUAUGUUGACGAUUGGAAUUAUCUUUGUCUUUCUUGCGAAGAUGCCUUCGUGGAUUGUGGUUGUGGUAGGGAUGGUGAAGAUGCUGCGUGACUUUCCGAAGUACGGCGGUCCACCGCAUCACUUCAUCGUGUAUGGUCACGUGAGCCAGGAGGACGCUGUGUCCAUACUUGACGAGGUCUUCAAACUAUACCCAACGAGAUCUGUGUGCUUUUGCAAUGCAAGUUUUCCGCGGGAUGUUCUAUCAUUGGGUGGACACCCAAAUUAUAGGAUGCGCAGUACAUUUAUGGUAGUGAAGGUACUCAACAAGGCUUCGCUGCAUCGCAUGCGGGUGAGUGAGGCGGAUGCGGUUAUCAUUUCCCCAACUAGCGAUGGGACGGCGAAGGCGCGGGACGAUGACGUGUUUUUGUCCUCCGUUACGUUCCAGCGGCAUGCACCUUUUGUUCAGCAGUACCUGCAACUCCGAUUCGGUACCCACAUCAAACUGCUGGAGGAGCGCGAAACGAUGGUGGAUCAGAAUAUGAGGAGCAUUAUGGCGAGUGCUCUUAUUCUUCCCGGUAUUGUUCCAUUUUUGGUGAACCUUGUUCGUACUGCAUCGUCAGGUGGAAGCUCUCCGGCUUCUCUGUGGUCUGAGGAGGGAAUGGAUAACUGGAAGGACCUGUACGAAUACAGUCGGCGCGCUACAUUUCGCACAUUUACGGUUCCACCUUAUUUUGAGCGGCGGCCUCUGCGGGACGCAGUAUACCUGUUGAAGACCUUUAAUGUAUUAGUUGUUGGCGUGGAGGAAGGGAGGAAUAGGAUGAUGAUACUCGACCUUGAUUAUAAACUUGCGUUGAGUGACACUAUCCUUGUACUACAUGAAAGUGGUAGCGACAGUGUGGACCUGGCGCUAAGAGCGCUUGACCCAACAGAGGGCUCCCGUGGGAGCAUGACGGGGUGUGAUAGGAGUGAGCAAUGGGAGGCGCGGAUGGCUUCGCCCGCGGCUGAUGCAUCCGCACAAAGCGGCUCCCGUGGUGACGUGCCGGACGCUGAGGUGGAGGAGUUGGGCGCUGUUGGAAUCGACAGCGCGAGCCUCAUUUACCCGUUCAACCCAAGCUUUGAGGUGCCUACUGGUAGUAAUGAGGAGGUGCCAUGUCUCGGUACAGAGUGUGACAAUUCGCCUGGAAAGACUCCACCAGUGGCGAUGCAGGGACAUAAAGGGAAAGCAAAUGUGCCAUUGCCGAACAGUGUAGCUCUCUCCAAAGGUACCAUCACCAGCGUGUUGGAUAUGCAGGUCGAAAGACUGCGGAGGAGGCUGUUGGGAGAGGACUUCGUGGUUAAAUGUUUCGGUGAUGUUUCACUCUCACGCCUUCCUCUAGGCGGUUCGUUGGCGGUGCUGACGCAUUUGCUGAACUGGCGCCAGGCGGUUUGCACAAGGUCUGAGCCUGUGGAAUCUUCGGUUGAACGAAUAGAGCGGCAGAUCAAUGACAUACUGAGACAUGUAAGUAACGAGUACCAGUGCGGGAGGAGCGGGAAAGCCCCUGGGGAAAACUUUCUUUUUAUUGACCAUGUGUCCUCGUUCAAACAACCAUUGCUAGAGUCCAUGUAUGACCAUUACCUUAAUGACCAUGCUUCACGGUUUGAACUCGUACAAAUGAUGCGUUGCAUCCGGGGCAUUCACUCCCGCUCCCGCGUUACACUUCUCAGUUGGCAGAGUCUGAGCGAUUCUUUCCUCCGGCAGUGGGACUCUUCAUUUGAGUUUCCCCUACGACAUAUUCGGGGCUCGAGUACAAUGGAGUCUCACUUAAACUAUGCCAUCAAGGAAAGUGGAGGGGCGGCUAACCUGCGUGGUAUUCUCAUAUACUGCUCACAGCUUAGUCACUGGGACUUUAAGGACGUCCCGCUUGUUGCUGUGGAGAACAACAUACGCGCUAUCCUUGAUUGCCAUGCCACUUCGGAGAAGCAGCAACAGGGGGUGGGCGGUGGGUCGUCUCGCGGUGCAGAGGUGGAGCAGCAGGUUAUGGUGGAGCUAAAAUCCUUUAAGUCCUGCAUUUCAGUUACACCUCACCACGCGGACACGGAAUGGCGACAGCGUGGUGAGGUCCAUUUCCAGUACUCCCUGGCGUUCAUGAUGGGUCGUUGCUUCUCUGCCAACAUGCUGCAAACAAUUUUUAUCCACGCUCACCGGAAUCGUUGUAUUAUGAAAUUCCUUAACAACGUGUUGUGCCUGCAUCGGCAGGGAAGUGUGUUUGAUACAGGGGGGUGGAACAGCGGCGACAAGUCGGACACCACUCUUUUUAAGGUAUGUGGGAACCAGCUUUUGCAUUUUCAAACGUUCGGCGAUUUGUUUGUGUUCCUCCUGAAACACCGUUCGUGGGUGGCCAUCGGUGUUUUCCGCCGAUUCCCGACGUCUGAGGGGCUUCCAGGCGUUCCCCGCUAUUUCAUUACGAACCCCCCAAUGAAAAUGCCGUUAAGGGUUGAUGAUGUGGUGUACGCCCUUUCUGGAGUCACGGGAGCACAUAACAGAAUGGGUUGCUAA
Messenger RNA from Trypanosoma brucei brucei TREU927, 3504 nucleotides. RefSeq lists its product as hypothetical. Gene Ontology annotation, cellular component: membrane. The transcript has a single exon. Gene Ontology annotation, biological process: potassium ion transport. Lineage: Eukaryota; Euglenozoa; Kinetoplastea; Trypanosomatida; Trypanosomatidae. Bases 1 to 3504 code for a protein of 1167 amino acids. The record is from RefSeq and is a predicted model, not a curated record.